GUAAAUGAAGUUAACUUGGCCUUGUCGCACGCCAGUCUGCUUCUGACAUUCGCGCGCCGCGCUCGAUCGCCGCUUUUAACGUCUGUGAUACUCCGUUGCUGUUGGCCAAAAAGGGCCAAAGUGCCGACAAGCGAAGCAAAGCGGCUUAGGUUCAAAAAUAAAUAUAUAUAGCUAUAUAUAUUUCUUCGAUUUUCGUGGAGCGAACUUGAGCUGGGAUUUUGGCAAACGCAAUGAAAACGAUAAAACACACAAUCGGCCUCCUACUGCUGGCAGCUUACCUUCCUUGCAUGUCCUGGGCAGCUCCUGCCCUGCACUUCAGUGACCCAGAGCCCGAUGAACUGGAGGCCUAUCCCACGUCGCCCAGCCAGGUGUUGCCCAUACAACCCGUGCUGAUUUACCCCAAGCCACGUGAGAAUCUCUACCAGGCGCGAACUUUAGCAGGACGAAAUGAUGACCAGGACAUCAUCUUCGUGAAGCUGCUGCAGGAUAAAUCGCAGGGCUAUCGGCCCAAGCAGCAACGUCUCGUCAUGGAGGAGACGAAGUCCUCGCAGCGCAAGAAUCUCGGCCUAAAGGACAUAUUCUAUGUGAAGGCGCUCACCAAUGGACGAUUUAGCCAUGAGCGACUGAAGGUUUACCGGGUGCCCGAGUUCUACGCCAUCAGUGUUUUUAGCAACGGUGAUAAAUGAGCAGAGACACCGGUUGUUGGCGAUAAAAAAGGAGUAAAAUAAGUUAUUUUUAAGAUGCUAUAAAUAAAUACCUCAGGAGUGCCCAAA
Drosophila simulans is the source of this 773-nucleotide messenger RNA. RefSeq lists its product as uncharacterized. NCBI's taxonomy places the organism in Eukaryota, Metazoa, Arthropoda, Insecta, Diptera, Drosophilidae. The transcript is spliced from 2 exons. The coding region runs from base 231 to 686 and encodes 151 amino acids. The record is from RefSeq and is a predicted model, not a curated record.